GCGUUCGGAGUGAAGUUGCAGUCGCCUUUCACGGGUACGGUCGGUCGGGUUGGUCGGUCGUUCGUUCGGUCGGUCGGUCGCCCGAGCGGGGCUUGGAGCAUCGUACACGCGUUCACGUUCUCUCGUCGAAGUCGCUCCAGGUUUAUCACGCCGUCGUCGCACCGGUAAGUCCUUCGACGAGGGCCGGCUGCGACAUACGCACGCGCGCGAAGGAGGCGGACGCAUACCUCGCCGCGUCCCCGCGGUCCGGGUGCGCACUUGGCUCGCGGUGACAGGUCGCGUGGGACGGGAUAGUGUGCAUCUCCCGGUAGGACGCGCGUCCUACCGUCGUCUCGUCCUCGUAUUUUCACGUCGCAGAUCGAGAGGAGUAAAAGAGCGGUGCGUAACUGUACGCGCGCGCGCGCACGCUUGCCGUUAUAGUCGUUUCAAAAACGCGCACCGCCCUGAAGGUUGCCGCGCGUCCGUCCGUCCGUCUGUCACCCCCGCUGUCGCGUCGUGUUUGCCGGUACAUACGUAUACACAUACCGCACGUCUCGUCGUUCGCGUCCGAAUCGAACGCGAUCCUCUCCCGGAUCUCGCGAUCAGUGCCAGCCGCGUGCGGAAUUCGCAUCCGAGAGUUCAAGGAAAGAGCACGCCGUCUCCUUUCCUUUCUCGCUCGCCUUGCGUGUCGCCGUUCGUGUACACCGUGUACGACGUUAUUUCCGAUCGGGCGACGAAAUCAUCCGCUGGACCCAGGGGACCCUCGAUUUACGACCGACGUCAUUUCAGGUGAUUCGCUUGUGCCAUUUUGAAAACUCAUCGCGACAAAUCUUGAAAUGUCCUAACAGUUUUCUUUAUUUUCCUGCGCUCGCAUAAAGCAAGUUCAUUGACGCCUGACACUUGGAAAUCGAAUUCCGAUUAUCAGAAUUAUGAGAGACAUAUAAUUCCAAUCAUAUUCUAAUUAACGUUCAAAUAAUUUUAACAUCGUAAAUUGAACUCUGAUCCGCGACGGGGACAUUUAUCAGAAAAUAUUAUUUGCCGGAAAGGACAGUUAUUUCUGAUACAUUGUCAGUUUAAUCUCUUGAUUUAUCGUUGUAAAUAUCAAAGAAUACCUUCACCGACUGCGCUCUGUCGACGAAGAUUUUACCUUCAAAGCCACACGACGUAAUUAUUUGCUGUAACGAUCGGAAAGAACAUCAAAUACCCUUUAUUGAAUUUAACGGGCGCGAAAAGUUACGGAGUGCCGAUGAAGCUUUUUCUUUUUUUAUCGGAUCGCAGCGAUAAAUAUUUUAUGUUACGCCGGUCGAUCGUCGCGUUUAAUGAUAUCCAUUUUGAUAUUUUUCCGAGGAUACAUCUACAAUAUUUAAUGUUCGCGCUGUUUGACUUUGUUACUUUGACGUCUCCCGACGCAACGAAUCGGUUUAUCCGUAUAACGUCGAUUAAAUUCCCAGCUAAUUACGCCCACAAACUCGAAUGAUUAAUUAUUAAUUACUCCGAGCCGGUAAAGAUUAACGAACGCGUGCGUGCAAUUAUGGUCGCGUCCGAGCACCAAUGGAGGGGAACGUAAUUGCGUACGCCUACCUUCGCACUCGUAACGAACUCGGUAAAUCAGGGUUCACCCGGGGACUUGGCUUUAAUCGACUCGAUCUUUUUUAUAAAGCGUAAUCGAAAGCAAGUAAGUCGAUCAAAGUGUAAUUUCUUUAGUCUUCCUUAAUCGCCCGGUGAAUUGAGCUUAUUUGACGGACGGUCAUUCGAUCCGGAUCACGAGAUACGAUCGGCGAUCGGUAAUUCGCGCGAGGAGGCGAAAAAAGGACGAGGGGGGGACAAAGUUGCACGCGCGAGGGCGGGGCGAGCGAGUUCGGAUCCGAAUUCCCUGAACUUGGCGCGCGAUCCGCGUUUAACUUCCGACCGCUCGGAAGGACGACGGCGACGUGACGCGCUCGGAAUUUCGCGUGCGGGAUCUCGUCUCGUCUCUCGUCUCGUCCCGUCUCGUCCCGCUCGAACGAGACUCGCUCGAGAGAAACGCUCCUCUUGCUGCGUUCAGGUUGGUGUGCCGCCGUCGGGGUACCUGGCAUGGAGUGAUCUGCUCGCUGCCGUGAGUCUUCCCACGCGUGCUGCACGACCGGCCCAGGAUUCUUCGAGGAUGACGGGUAGACACGCGGAACGAGCCGUCGCCGCUCGUGAGGAAUGCGGAAGUCGAGGAUAUCUGAGACGACCGUUGGGGUUGCCCAGGAAGCGAGCGGCUCUACUAGCGAUUUGUCUUCUGGCCACUUGCACGGCGGGUAACAACGUGAACGAGCCACCUAUCCUGGAGGCCGGGGGAUACCCCACGGGCUUGCCGCUCUCGGAAUCGACCAAGGUCGGGACGGAAGUGUUCGUCCUGAAGGGCCACGAUCCCGAAGGAUCGCCGGUGAAAUAUGGCAUACAACUCACGGACCAUUUCGUCGUCAACCCGCGCACCGGUGUCAUCACUCUGGCGAAGCCGCUCAAUCGCGAGGAGAACGACACGAUACGCUUUCGCGUGACCCUGGAGGACGAGGUGCCCGCGGGACAGCAGCCGAACAUCGUCGGCGUGGACGCUUACGUAAUUGUGCUGGACGAGAACGACAAUCCGCCGCAUUUCCUAGGUGUGCCGUACGAGGCGGUCGCCGAGGAGGACACCCCCGUCGGCUCUACCAUACUGCCGGGCAUCAGGGUCGUGGACCCUGACCUGCUUGGCGACAUCAUAGAUCUAUCGUGCGUCCCGCAGCCACAGUUCCUGGACGCCUGCGAGAAGUUCGGUAUCGUCAACGUCGAGAGGAGCCAGAACACGUAUGUGGGCGCCCUGGUGCUGCGGCAGCCCCUCGACUACCGGGAGAGGCCUUUCUAUCAACUGCUGCUGCGAGCGAGCGACGGCCUGAACAAUGGAACCACUGGUGUCGAGAUCAAGGUGGCGGACAUUCAGAACAGCCCUCCGGAAUUCCUGGACUCGCUGACAGGCGUAGUGCGCGAGGACGAUCCCAUCGGGACCCUCGUGAUGACCGUGAAAGCACGAGACGGCGACAGGGGUAUGCCGCGGAAGAUGAUCUACGAAUUGGUCACCAAUCCGUUCGAUUAUUUCCUACUGGACGACGACACGGGCGAGCUGAGGACGGCGAAGCCGCUAGACAGAGAGGCUUUGGAGAACUCGACGGGCGUGCUCACGCUGAUCGUGAAGGCCCGCGAGCUGAUCGACGGCAUACCCGGCAACGACAAGUUGACGGUGUCGACGGCCGAGGCAACGGUGACGAUUAAGGACGUCAACGACGAGCCGCCGACGUUCAAUCGGCGCGAGUACAACAUCGAGAUCCCCGAAAACGUGCCGGACGGCACGCCGUUGCCGCAUCUCGACAUGACGGUGAAAGAUCCGGACGUGGGCUUGAACUCCGUGUUCUCCUUGCGACUGGAGGAUAUAACGGGCGCGUUCACCGUGGAGCCCGUCCUGGCGACCGGCAGCACGUCCGUGAACAUCCGCGUUACAAACGGCUCGCUCGAUUACGAAAAUCCUAAUCAACGGAAGUUCAUUAUCCUGGUCAUCGCCGAGGAAGUUCACACGAACCCGAAGCUCUCGUCCACGGCGACGGUAACGAUCUCCAUCACGGAUGCAAACGAUAACGCACCUUCCUUCGGGAGCCCCACGUACACAGCCACGGUGUCCGAGACGGCGGUCCCGGGGAGCCCAAUUAUAACGAUUACGGCGAAGGAUCGCGACAGCGGGCGCUUCGGCACCGCCGGCAUAGUCUACCAAUUACUUGGCCAGGGCGCGGAGCACUUUGCGAUCGACAAGAAAACCGGCACCAUCACCGUCGCGCCCUGCCCGACGCCUGGCACGUCGCCCUGUUUGGAUUACGAGCAACAGACGGAAUAUUUCCUCACUUACAAGGCAACGGACGACAAUGGGGGAGGACAGACAACGAGCGUUUCGUUGCGCAUUAGCCUGGUAGACGCAAACGACAGUCCGCCGCGCUUCCUGCAGGACAAGUAUCGCGCGGUGGUGGACGAGGGUGCCGAGAAAUUCGAACCCGAGCUGAAGGUGCAGGCGCGAGACAAGGACAAGACGUCCAAGAUCACGUACGCUCUGGUGGGCGGUAACGAGCUCGGCUUGUUCGCCGUUGACCCGGACACCGGUGAGAUCACCGUCAAGAGCCCGGUCGACAUGACCAACGCCACUAACGAUUGGAUCGCCCUGACGAUACAGGCGAGCGACGGGAUAUUCGUCGAUUCCGCGCUUGUCAACAUCACCGUGCGCGACGUUAACAACAACGCGCCCGUAUUCCUGCACGACAUAUACACGGCCAGCAUCGCGGAGAUAUCUCCGAUCGGAACUGUGGUGGAAGAAAUGACCGCGACAGACGCCGACAGCGGAGUUAAUGCGGAGUUGGUGUACAGAAUACAGAAGGGAGCUUUCGACGACUUUGCCAUAAACGAGACCACCGGCGUCGUUACGGUAUCUCGAAAAUUGGACUACGACGAGAAGAACACGUAUCACGUAGAAGUCAUAGCAUUCGACAAAGGAACUCCGAGUCUGACUGGAACGACGACGCUAAUGAUCGAAGUGGAGAACAGCAACGAUAAGGCCCCGUAUUUUACGCCCGAAACGCAGCGAGCCGAAGUUACAGAGGACACACCAAUCGGCACCGUUUUCACAACAUUGAAAGCCACCGAUCCGGAUAGCACAAAUCUCGAUGCUUUGAACUUCGCUAUUUCCGAGCCAAUCACCGCUAUUGACAGAAAUGGUCAACGUGUCAACGACAGCAAGUCUUUUAAGGAUUUCUUUGCAGUCGAUCGCACUACUGGACAAGUUUCCGUUGUUCGAGCCUUGGAUCGUGAUAUCGCGGCAACGGUAAGCGUUACCGUUGUCGUAAGCGAUACUACGGCACCCACGUUGCAACAAGGAACAGGCAAGCUAGUAGUUACUAUCAUCGAUGUGAAUCACAUGGCGCCAGAAUUUCUGAAGCCGUGGACCCGAGAAAACCCGCGGUAUCUGAUAGAGAUGCAAGAGGAGCAACCCACUGGCGCUGUCGUGGGUGCUUUCACGGCAACGGACGCUGAUAGUAACAUAGCGGGAUACGCCAUCGAUCCGCCGAGUCCUUACUUCAAUAUUGAUAAUAUUACCGGAAUUGUAAGAACCAGUCAGGUGAUCGAUUAUGAAGAAACAAAGCAAUUGGAAUUUACGGUGGUCGCUUACGAUUCCGGAGUGCCUCAACUUUCCGCGGCUGCGAAAGUUACCGUUACCGUGAUUAACGUGAAUGAUCAGGAUCCAAAAUUCGAAAAGGAGUUAUAUAACGCAACAGUGAAAGAGAAUUCUCCACCUGGCACUCGCGUUACCGUCGUGAAAGCUACGGACGGCGAUGAAGGAUCUUUUGGCGAUGUUAGCUAUAGCUUAAUUGGCGAACAUGCUGCUGACUUUAAUAUCGGACACGAAACCGGAGAGAUUACCGUGGGCGGUGCUACGGUUCUCGACAGAGAAGUGACGCCGGAAAUCACCAUAACGGUGAUGGCCAGCGACGGCGCCCAUAUAAAUUCUCGGCGAAGCACCACCGUGCCAGUGGUUAUCAAGUUAAUUGACGAGAAUGAUAACAGACCGAUAUUCUCACAACAUAGCUAUAGAGCUUCCGUCGCAGAAAAUUUGUCUGUUAAUCCACCGGCACCUAUCUUGCAGGUACGAGCAGUAGAUCAAGAUGAAGCGACAAACGGCGAAGUUUGGUACACAAUUAUCAAUGGAAACGAGAACGAAUCGUUUUCAUUAAACCGUGAAACGGGUAUCCUGUACCCCGCGGCUGCUCUCCUUGGUAGAGCCGGUUCUUACAGGAUCGAGGUCGAAGCACGCGAUGGCGCCGGAAGUGGUCCGCAUUCGGACAGAUGUUAUGUCGACAUAAGAGUCACACCUGUGAAUCAACAUAAACCGCAAUUCGUGAUGCCGGAAUUGACCAACGCGACUGUAGAAGUUCCGGAGAAUGCAGGUGUACCGAAUUAUUUAAUAUUAACUGUAAAAGCGAUUGACCGAGAUCCCGGUGAGAAUGGCCGUGUUAGUUAUCAUUUGAAAGUUGGUAAUAGAAACGUUCAAGAAACCGAGGAAUUUUCUAUAGAUCAAGAGACCGGCGAACUUCGAUCAAAAAUCAUUCUUGACCGCGAGAUCAAGAGCAAAUUUGAACUUGUUCUUGUGGCGGCUGAUCAUGGUAGUCCUACAGCAUAUGAGACAUUGCGUCUGCUAACAGUUCAGUUAGUUGACACAAACGACAACGUACCGCAAUUCUACGAGGAGUAUAAUUUCCACGUGUCCGAGAAUCGACCGAAAGAUUACUUUAUUGGCAAAGUCACAGCGGACGAUAAAGACGAAGGCAGACACGCCAAGGUUUACUAUUACAUAGAAGCAGGAAAUGAAGGAUACGCUUUUUACAUGGACAAAUCCGACGGCAGUAUUUACGCGAAUAAAUCGUUUGAUCGAGAGACGAGAGACAAGUAUGUUCUCUCUAUUCUCGCGUCUAAUGAUCCCGAUCUUUACAUUAAUCCCACGCAAUCUAGCCGACCAUUGAUUCACAAUCCGGAACACGGACACGUGAACGUGACGAUAACUAUACUAGAUGAGAACGAUAAUCCACCGAUCUUUGAGCGCAACGAUUAUUAUGCCGGCGUGAAUUCCAUGGCAAACAUAAAUGACUUCGUGACCAAAGUAACCGCUUCAGACUUAGACGUCGGUGAUAAUGGCACUCUUCAUUACUACGUUGCCAGCGCAAAUCUUUAUAAAUACGGCUCAGAAAAACCGAGUGGCUCGAUAGUACCAAGCCCGUUCAAUGUCACGCAGGAUGGCAAACUCAUUACGAGCGGGUACAUGGCGGAAUACAACCAAGAUAGAUUUAUCGUUGAAGUCAUCGCUAAGGAGACGGCCAUUCCAGAAAGAUACGCAAUGACCCGAGUUCAUGUCUGGGUAUUUGAACCAUCUCAGUUAAUACGAGUCAUACUGUCCCGGCCUCCAGAGGAGGUGAAUAGUGAACGCGACGAGAUUGUUUUAGAGUUAUCCAACGCCACUCAAAGCAGAGUCGUAGUGGACGAUAUCAGAUAUCACGUUGACGCUUCUGGACAUAUCCGCAGAGAAUGGUGCGAUAUGUAUUUGCACGUCGUCGAACCGAAAACUCAAACCAUCGCGCCGAUACCUCACGUACUCAAAGUUAUCGAUGCAAAGUAUGAUUUCUUGAAGCAUUAUUAUGCUGGAUUUGCCAUAGAAAAUGUCGUACCCGCAUAUGCUGGAAUUCAAGAGGCACCAUUUGAUCCUGCACUCGCUGCUUUGAUAGCUCUCUUAGUUGUUUUACUCGUAGGCACGGUCACUGUUAUAGUAGUUUGUUGCUGUUUACGUCAUUGGGUGAUAACUGUGCCAAAUGAUAUACGUAAGAAGGACGGCCUAAUUAAGAAACAGAUCAUCGACGAAUUAAAUACGACAGAGAAUCCUCUAUGGAUCGAGCAAAAAUUGAAGCUCUAUGAGGAGCAGGAGUUAACGAUGCAAGUGUUCAGCGAGCCCGAGGGCGGCCUCGGCGGUGAGAGACGCGGCAGUGGCGUAAGCGUCGGUAUGGGUGACACAUCCCAAGAUAACACUUACGCAACUAUCCAGCAUCCAUUGCCUACGAACAGGCAUCGUCCGACCACGCCAGAUUACACGACGCUUCCAGGAAAUCACAAUUUAUACGAAUCGGCAAUGGGUUUUCAAGGAUCAACAUUCCAGCCUUCUCCGAACGUGAUGCCGCAACUGACGGUCGACCGCGACGGCCAGCCCCAAUUCGUUUCGGGGCUAAUAUAAAUCAGCUCUGAUACGCGGGCACAUGCUCAGCCCAUCCUCUCCUCCCUUCCUUCUUUCUAUCUCUAAAUAAGCUCCGUCGCCGUACGUUGUACCUCUUUGUCCGCGGCUCUUUUUCAUUGCACGCGCCUCUUCGGAGCAUACUUCGGACGACUCGCAUGCACACACCUCUUUGACAAUAACCGAGUUAAAUAUUGGUCGGGUUUGUCUUGCGAGUAGACGCGUGUACGAGAAGAGCGACACAAGACACAUUCGCGAGAUCCGCCCUCUCACUAGCGUGACUUCUGCCAUUUUUCAAUUUAGAAUCUUCCGAGAGCUUGCGAAAGGACUCAUGAUGAAGAGUGACGACGAACGACACAGUCAAUAUUAUUGGAAUAAUUAAUCCCUGUAGCUGGUGUGUGCAUGUAUAUAUGUGUGCGUUGCCAACCUGGGGUCCCGUCUGACUUUAUCGUUAUAGAGCUACUUUUUAGGAGAAUCAAAAAAAGGCAAAAGACAAGAAGGAGAGAGGAAUAUAAGCUAGGUAAAAUAGAUACUGUGAGAUAACUCGACACGACCGAAGCUUGGCACGACAGAUAUAUGUAUAUAAGUGAAUGUGUAGAUUCCGUCCAGCCCAGUUUUCGUAUUAAUUUCCUCGUUAGUUUAUAGUAUUUAUGCGUUUUCGAGGUACGUACGCGCGCGUUCGAAUCCUUCGCGAACGCAUCCUGUACGAAUGUUUUACAACGAUCACUGCCACGUUCUUGGGCAUCCACGCGAUGCGGUAUUGUAUCCAGUGAACAAAUAAUAAUCGCGCCAUUGUUACCAGCAGACACAAUGGGACGUUUAUAAUCAAGAUAUAGCGCGUAUAUACAAUUUCUAAGUACCGCGUUAAUUUCGUUCUAGUGUAUUUAUUUAAGAUAGCAUAUUUUAAAUGACUGAUAUUUUUCUCUUCUUUCCGAUUAAACUGUGAUUUGAUUGCGCCCGAGUGUGAGUGCGAUAAUUUAACUCGUAAUGAUUUUGCACGCGAGUCGCUGGCGGUGGGCGGACAUAGUCAUAUCAUAGUUAGAUGAAAUAAUGACGCUCGCAGCGAAUUCCAGUGUCACCGCGGCGAAAUGAUCUUGCCUUCGAAAAACCAUUGUCGACACUUUACACUUUAAUAGCGUGACUCCACAAACCGUCCUCUGCUAAGAACACAUCAGAGAUCGUGACCUUCGGGAAUUCCCUGCGGAUGCCACUUUCCGUAAUAAAAAAAAAAACGUAUCGCAAUUACUCGACAACAGCAGUAACUUAGCUUACGAUCGAGUUAUUUCUAAGAACAUUUAAUGUAAAACUAUUAUCGGUAUUAUGAUAUUACUAGAUGGUUAUGAAUAUUCCAGUUAGCGAAAUAUCUGUUUUAUUAAUUACAAAUUUAUUGUAAUAUUGUAACAUAUUUUAUGUAAGUCAUUAAUAAAAAAUAUUCGUACACCA
This is a messenger RNA of Monomorium pharaonis (pharaoh ant), 9229 nucleotides long. RefSeq names its product cadherin-87A (gene Cad87A). Lineage: Eukaryota; Metazoa; Arthropoda; Insecta; Hymenoptera; Formicidae. Gene Ontology annotation, molecular function: calcium ion binding. The record is from RefSeq and is a predicted model, not a curated record. The coding region runs from base 2123 to 7789 and encodes 1888 amino acids. Gene Ontology annotation, cellular component: plasma membrane. Gene Ontology annotation, biological process: homophilic cell-cell adhesion. The transcript is spliced from 28 exons.